This is a messenger RNA of Polyodon spathula (Mississippi paddlefish), 2485 nucleotides long. It is a transcript of the gene gja4, whose product is annotated as gap junction protein alpha 4. The transcript has 2 exons. Lineage: Eukaryota; Metazoa; Chordata; Actinopteri; Acipenseriformes; Polyodontidae. Bases 350 to 1252 code for a protein of 300 amino acids. Gene Ontology annotation, cellular component: connexin complex. Gene Ontology annotation, biological process: cell communication. The record is from RefSeq and is a predicted model, not a curated record.
AAGCGCUCUGCUCAUUCUCCAGUCGUGCGAGUCGGGACUCUUGUACUGAGCUGCGCUGUUGCAGAAAGCAGGCAGGGAAAACAAAAUAAGUUAUUUCUGACUUUAUCCUGCCCCUUUCCCGUGCCGGUUUCCUGUGACCUCCCCUUUAAACAAGCUUAGGAAAAAAAAGGUUUCUGCCUUCCUUGGUAUUCGAGUGCAAACCGCGCUCUCAAACAAACCCAAGUGGCAGCUGGAGCUCCCGGUCAGGGGCAGGUAGCGGGUACACUGGAGGCAUUUUCUGGGGCUUAUCAUCUACUAGCUGGGAUCACGGCCGGAGCUGAGCGACGCAUCGGCAGAGCGAUUGAGAGCAAUGGCGGACUGGAGCUUGCUGGAGAAGCUGCUGGGGGAGGUGCAGGAGCACUCCACGGGGCUGGGGCAGGCCUGGCUCACCGUCCUGUUUGUGUUCCGCGUGCUGGUGCUGUGCACGGCUGCCGAGUCUGCCUGGGACGACGAGCAAGCUGACUUCACCUGCAACACCCUGCAGCCGGGCUGCCAGCCUGUCUGCUACGACCGCUGCUUCCCCAUCUCCCACUUCCGCUACUUCGUGCUGCAGAUCAUCUUUGUGUCCACUCCCACCCUGCUCUACCUGGGGCACGUGGCCUGGAGCGCGGGCCGGCUGAGGAAGAGGGGGGAGGAGGAGGGGGGAGCUGAGCUCAAAGGGGUGCUGAUGUUCCCCUACACCCUGAGUGUCGUCUUCAAGGUGAUCUUGGAAACAGGCUUCCUCCUGGGGCUCUGGUUCCUCUACGGCUUCACUAUCCAGCCCCUGUAUGUGUGCCAGGGCUUCCCCUGUCCUCACCAGGUAGACUGCUACGUGUCGCGCCCCACCGAGAAGACGGUCUUCACCAUCUACAUGCAGGGCAUCGCCGUGGUGUCCCUCCUCCUCAACCUGAUCGAGCUGCUCCACCUCCUGGCUGGGGGGCUCAUGAGGAAGGCUGGCAGGCUCUACUGGGGGGGCAGGCAGGCCAAGGGGCCACCGCUCAAGCCAGGCCUCCCCGAGAACGGACUGAUCUGCCUGCAUUCCAGCGGACCCCCCACCAGUCCCCUGCAGAACUGGGCUUGCCAGGCAGACCAAAGGACCACAGCCCCCCAGUUUGACCAGUUGCCCCAGUACGGAGCCUGCGUCGGCCCAGCGAAGGCAGCUACCUCUAAUAAGCCUGUGGAUCGAAGGUCGGAAAGCAGAGGCUCUGAGGCAGAGAAGAGGCAGUAUGUUUAAGGCACUGUACUGUAUAACACAGUCUUGGUAUGGGGACUGCAUGGGUGUGUUGUACAAGGCUGUGGCUGGACUGCCAGACAGACAGACAUUGGGCCAGGUCCUCUGGCUAGCUCCUCUCUGAGUUUGCACUAGCCAGGGGAGCAGAUAGGCGUAGUUGCUUGGUUUGGUCACCAAGUAGCUCUGUGUGCUAGCAAAACAAAUGAACCAGUAAAAGUCCAGUUGGAAAAAAAAAUGAUAAAAACAGCGUUAAAGGGGAGGGAUAGAAGCAGCGUUAAAGGGGAGGACAGAUGACAAUGUUUUGGAGUUUUUUGCACAUUCCUAGCAGCAGCUUGGCAAUGCAUCCUCUAAAGAAAGCAUUGGCAGGCGCUGGAGGAUGGCAGCCAGGCAUGUUCUGUACUGUGAGCACCUCUAACCCAGUGAUUCUUAAAGCACUGCACAGUCACAGUAAAGAUCCGAAAGAUAUCCUGCUAACACUCAUAACCCUAUACCAGCCAGGCCCACAGCGUGGCAUUGACAGCUUAAUACAAAAUACAAGGAUCUCGGUACCAGGUUCUGUACGGCUAGUGAAAGGUGGAUAGGGUCUGAGUUUGAAAACAUAGACAGAUGGGAAGCGUUUUUGGUGUUAGCUCUUUUUAUUUUUACUGAAUGCUCCGUCCAGGGCAGAGUUUAAAUGCAUUAUCUGAGUCACGCUGUCUCCUCAAACAGAAGUGGAGGCCCUCACUCUAGGACAGGAACCGAUUGAAAAAAUAGAGGAUAUCCUCCAGGUUUAGGAUCAUACUCACACUCACAGCUGCCCCGGUGUCUCGAGUUCGUUUAGAAAAUGAAUGCGGCGCAGGAACGCAUCUCAAAGGACGUGCAGCAGAUAAAGGCACCUGCUUCUGUUUAAAACUGAACACAGAGAAUAAAACAGACCACAGGAGUCACUUAACAUCCUGACUGAACAUUCAGGGCCCCCUGUCUUUAGGGUAAGAACUGGGAUUUGAUGCAUUUGUUGAUAAUGUUAUUAAAUAAAACGAUGGAAGUGAAAGAGUUGCUUUGCCGUUUGUCUUUCUCUCUCAUGAAACCUCUCUUCUUGUGAGCUGAUUGGUCAGCAACAGGAAAUGGCACAUGAGGAUUUGUAAAACACAAGGGAUUUUCAUGGUCCAGAUUCAACAACAGCAUCAGGAUACUCAUCCAUCACAGAAAUACAGCACGAAGAAAAACAGCCGAAACGCUGUAGCGAAUUAGUAGAAC